AUAAUUUACGACACGAUAACACUUGAACAUGUAAAUUAUCAUUAGUGAGACAACUGACCAAAUCAAACAAAAUCGUCUCUUAUUAAUAAACCCAUUCAAAGUACGCCUCUCUAUCUCCAACACCAAACAACCCAACUAGCAACCGCUUCUAGAAGCUUUGCUUUACGAGGCGCAAGCAGCACUCCGUAAACCGCCCCCGUAGCAGCCCCCUUAUCCCCCAACUCUCCCUCUCCGCCCGCAGUAGUGGGGAUCCGGCAAACGCGAAACUAGCUGCAGUGAAGCCGCACGUAAACAGCCCCCUUGAUGUAUUUGAGCGACUCCGGCGAGCUGUUCGCUUACAAGUGCGAAAACAACAACAACUGCCCCUUUAAAGUGAUGAACGGGAAAAUCACCGACGUCAACUUCAACAGCCACCGCUGUGGGGCCAAAAAAACAGAAAUGGGCGAUAGCGAGUCGAGCGGCGAGGUGCGGAGCGAGGAGGUCCUAGCGCUGCGCAUCAAGUUCCCCACCAAAGUGCCGAUUAUCAUCAAGCGGUACGCCAAAGAGGCGGCGUUGCCCCACUUGGACAAGUGCAAGUUUCUCGUGCCGCAGGAGAUCACGGUGUCCCAGUUCCAGACCAUUAUCAGGAAUAGGCUGCAGUUGGGGCCCAACCACGCGCUAUAUCUACUAGUCAAUAACCGGUCAAUGGUCAGCCUGUCUCUGACGCUUGCAGAGGUGUACAGUGAACAUGCAGGAGCUGAUGGCUUUCUCUACAUAACCUACGCCUCACAAGAAGUAUUCGGAAGGGCCUGAGCGAUCUUUAACCGCACCAAUUAUGUAAAUAGUAUUAAUUCGUGUGUUUGUGCAGCUUGUUUUAUUAAUUUUAUUACUGUAUGAGAUUUGGAUGCUUUUAAAUAUAUGAAUUCGAACUGCUA
Tribolium castaneum (red flour beetle) is the source of this 914-nucleotide messenger RNA. Its product is annotated as microtubule-associated proteins 1A/1B light chain 3C. The record is from RefSeq and is a predicted model, not a curated record. Bases 304 to 792 code for a protein of 162 amino acids. Lineage: Eukaryota; Metazoa; Arthropoda; Insecta; Coleoptera; Tenebrionidae. Gene Ontology annotation, molecular function: ubiquitin protein ligase binding. Gene Ontology annotation, cellular component: autophagosome membrane; cytosol; autophagosome. The transcript is spliced from 5 exons. Gene Ontology annotation, biological process: autophagosome maturation; cellular response to nitrogen starvation; autophagosome assembly.